AUGGCUCUGUCGGGCUCCGGGGCGGCGGCGGCGGCCGCCGGCGGCAGCGGGGGUGCGUGCCCGCUGUGGACGGCGCUGUACGACUACGAGGCGAGCGGCGAGGACGAGCUGAGCCUGCGGCGAGGGGACGUGGUGGAGGUGCUGUCGCAGGACGCGGCGGUGUCCGGCGACGACGGCUGGUGGGCGGGGAAGAUCCGCCACCGCCUCGGCAUCUUCCCGGCCAACUACGUGACCCGCCAGCCCCGCGGCGGAGCAGCGGCGGCGGGGGGCGGCGGGCGAGGGGACCCCGCGGGGAGCCUGACGGAGAUCGACUUCCAGCACCUGGAGCUGCAGGAGAUCAUCGGCGUGGGGGGCUUCGGGAAGGUGUACCGGGCCACCUGGCGCGGCCGCGAGGUGGCCGUGAAGGCGGCGCGGCAGGAUCCCGACGAGGACAUCACGGCCACGGCGGAGAGCGUGCGGCAGGAGGCCAAGCUCUUCUCCAUGCUGCGGCACCCCAACAUCAUCGCCCUGCACGGGGUCUGCCUGCGGGAGCCCAACCUCUGCCUCGUCAUGGAGUUCGCCCGCGGCGGAUCCCUCAACAGGGCCCUGGCCGCCGCCCCCGGGGCCGCGGCCGCCCGCGGGGGCCGCCGCAUCCCCCCGCAUAUCCUGGUGAACUGGGCGGUGCAGAUCGCCCGCGGCAUGCUCUACCUGCACGACGAGGCCAUCGUCCCCAUCCUGCACCGGGACCUCAAGUCCAGCAACAUUUUGUUGCUAGAGAAGAUGGAACAUGAUGACAUUUGUAAUAAAACUCUGAAGAUUACAGACUUUGGUCUGGCUAGAGAGUGGCACAGAACAACCAAAAUGAGUGCAGCAGGAACUUACGCAUGGAUGGCUCCAGAAGUUAUCAAGUCCUCCAUGUUUUCCAAAGGAAGUGAUAUUUGGAGUUACGGAGUGUUGCUGUGGGAACUGCUUACUGGAGAAGUUCCUUACCGUGGCAUUGAUGGCCUGGCUGUGGCUUAUGGAGUAGCUGUCAAUAAGCUCACUUUGCCCAUUCCAUCCACCUGCCCUGAACCGUUUGCAAAACUAAUGAAAGAAUGCUGGGAUCAGGACCCUCAUAUCCGACCAUCGUUUGCCUUAAUUCUUGAACAGCUUACUGCCAUUGAAGGGGCAGUUAUGACUGAAAUGCCUCAAGAGUCUUUCCACUCCAUGCAAGAUGACUGGAAAUUGGAAAUUCAGCAGAUAUUUAAUGAAUUGAGGACCAAGGAAAAAGAGCUUCGAUCACGAGAAGAGGAAUUGACAAGAGCAGCUCUUCAGCAAAAAUCUCAAGAAGAAUUACUGAAGCGGCGUGAGCAGCAGUUAGCGGAACGCGAGAUCGAUGUACUGGAGCGCGAGCUGAAUAUCAUGAUAUUCCAGUUAAACCAAGAGAAGCCCAACGUAAAGAAGAGGAAGGGCAAGUUUAAAAGAAGCCGGUUAAAACUCAAAGAUGGACACAGAAUUAGUUUGCCUUCAGAUUUCCAGCACAAAAUAACAGUGCAGGCAUCCCCCAAUCUGGAUAAGAGGAGAAGUUUAAACAGCAACAGCUCUAGUCCAUCAAGUAGCCCCACAAUAAUUCCUCGUCUUCGGGCUAUACAAUUGAUUCCAAAAACAGAUACACACACAGCUAACGGCCGAAGAAACAGUGUAUAUGUGUACCAGCAAGAUGUAGAUAUCACAAAUGAAUAUGAACUUCCCUGUGGGGUUAUGAAAAAAGUAACUUCAGAUGAAAGCAACAGAACUUGGGGAAGGAGCACAACAUAUCACCAAGAAGAGUUUGAAGAUGUGAAGAGAAGUUUUAAAAAGAAAGGUUGUACAUGGGGACCAAGUUCAGUUCAAACAAAGGAUCGUGCAGAUUGUAAGGACAAAGUAAGACCCCUUUCAGAUGGCAGCAACCCUUGGUCAACUGUUUUCAUGAAAAAUCAGAAGGGUGUUCCCUUAGCUUCACUGUUUGUGGACCAAGGUGCCUGUACUGAUAAGAAACUUAUCCCUGAAGGUUUGGACAGUAAAAGACCAAAGCCAAUUAAGUUGCCCAAUCAGGCCUAUAUUAAUCUACCUCUUUGGAAAGACGAUCAAGGAGAGAACACGGUUGAACACGAGAGCUUUGAAGAAGGAACCUCUGCUAGUUCUACAAAUAGUACUCCUCAAAUGACACCUACAAACAGUCUGAGCAGGACGCUGCACAAAAAGAAGACUGAUUCCGUGCUGUACGGAUGUGCUGUCCUCCUUGCAUCCGUUGCCCUGGGCUUAGAUAUCAGAGAGCUGAACAAAUCGCAGGGUCCGGAUGAACUCCUGCCUAAAGAUGAGAGGAAGAAGCGUGACGGAAUAUUUCAGCGUGCUUCAAAAUUCCGCAGGAGCGCCAGCCCUACGCGACUGCAGUCCAAGAAAGAGGAAACAGGUAUUCCAUCCCUAAAUCCAGCUGCGGAUACUGUGAAUCUUCUCUCUAUGCCCUCCAUUUCCACAAAAUGCCUACUUCAGCCUGAUAGUGAAGAUGCUUUUGUGAGCACUGUGCUUGGUGAUUGUGGUCGAUGUAGUUCUGCUGACAACUUUUCAUCUCAAACUUCUGAAAGUAAGAGAGAACAAAGGAUACAGCUGGCUCCUAACACAGUUUCAACACAAUUGAAAAAUCAGCCUUUUAGUCUUGGUCUGAAACAAGAGUUUCAAAAUGUGCCAAAAAAUUCCUCCACAAAGUUAAGUAUGUUGGGUCACAGACGAACCUUAUCAGAUGGGAACCAUUUUCAGACCACAGCUAAUGGAGUUGCUUCAACCAAUGAUGUCCCCAGACUCCCGGUCCUGUCAGUUCCUGGAACUCUGCCCUCCCCAUCUUUUCAACAAAGAAGCAAUCACAGUGGUGUUUCAAAUGAAAAGCAAAGCACUGUCAAUACUAUCUCAAGGCCUCGACCUUCUUCUCUAAGAAGUAAAAUAGAUGCAUGGCAGAUUAUUCCACGUAUUAUUAAACCAAACUCUAAAGACUCUGAAUGUUUAGAGGGCAGUGUAGAUCCAGAUGUUAACUUCUUGCCAGAUACUGAGGAAAGAACUAACUGCCACAUGCCCUCAUUACUUGAUAUUGAUGUGGAAGGUCAAAACAGAGACUGUACUGUGCCUUUAUGCAGAAUGAAGAGCAAAACUUGUCGGCCAUCUAUAUAUGAACUGGAGAGAGAGUUUCUGUCGUGAGUGCCUUUCAUUUUAAAAAUGUUUGCUUCAUAAAGGGGAAAAAAAUGUAAAAUUCUUGUCUGUCUAACACUUUGUGCUGCUGUUUUCUGAUGUACUGUGACAAAUAGUACCAAAAUUAUUAAAAUGGGCAGCUUAUUAAGUGUAGUAGGUGCCUUUUUCAAAUUUUUCUUGCAAUCCCAGCUAGUAACUCUGAAAGCACAAUACUGCAAAAUCGUAUUCUAGGUGAACUUCGUAAGUCUAUUUUGAAUGAUUAAAAUAAAAUGCCCACCUCC
Hirundo rustica (Barn swallow) is the source of this 3458-nucleotide messenger RNA. It is a transcript of the gene MAP3K21, whose product is annotated as mitogen-activated protein kinase kinase kinase 21. The record is from RefSeq and is a predicted model, not a curated record. The transcript is spliced from 11 exons. NCBI's taxonomy places the organism in Eukaryota, Metazoa, Chordata, Aves, Passeriformes, Hirundinidae. Gene Ontology annotation, molecular function: protein binding; ATP binding; JUN kinase kinase kinase activity. Gene Ontology annotation, biological process: protein phosphorylation. The coding region runs from base 1 to 3186 and encodes 1061 amino acids.